GGGGGGGGGGUUAGUUAAACAGCAGAGAACGAUGUCGUCGGGUAAAAGACAAACACCAGUAGAUGCUCUUGCGAAAAAGUGGAAAUCAUUUCCUCUGUUUGUGGUAAGAGAUUAGAUAAACCACCUCGAAGGGGAACAUGGUGACGUGACGGACCAAAAAGUUAAUAUUUGAGGGCGAGGGCCGGUCGCCGACUUUGAAUGGCUUCUCGAUUAUCGCCAGGGCUGCGCACGCACACUUGUCUUCUCAGAAGAAGCGCUGCAGAUGUCCACAGCGCAGAACACAACGAGAGGUCCGCUAUUUAAACACACGUGUGACAUCGCCUUCCUUGCCUGGUGAUGAUGAGAUGGGAGCAUUUGGAAACACGUUCCUUGUCAUCGAGAGUAUAAAAAGUAGGAGUGGGGGUGACGGAACCAGAAGUUCGUCCCACCUUGUCCCGUUGAAGGGAGGCUUAUCCAGCUCUUCUUAAUUCAUUGCCUGCCCGUUUCCCGCGGUGGUUGAAGCGCUAAUCCGCAAGGCCUCCUAAGUAGUUUUUUGUUUUUUUCGAAAUCGGGCGCAAGUGGGCCGGUGUUUGGCCGGUUAGGCCGUCAUGUCGGUUCUGUCUCUGCGGCACAAGAUGCUGUCUUCCCUGCGCGCCGGCUGGCAGAUGAGGAGCGUGGUAGUGCUGUGGUGCACACCCUUCCUGCUGCUCCCGCUGCUUGUGGUGGUCCGGACUCCGGAGGCAGCGUGUGCCUAUGUGAUCGUCCUGAUGGCGGUGUACUGGUGCACCGAGGUGCUGCCCCUGUCCGUCACUGCCCUGCUGCCCACGCUGCUCUUCCCCAUGAUGGGCAUCAUGACCUCCAAAGACGUGUGCAUGCAGUACCUGAAGGACACCAACAUGCUGUUCGUGGGGGGUCUGAUUGUGGCCGUGGCCGUGGAGCACUGGAACCUCCACAAACGCAUCGCCCUGCGCGUGCUGCUCAUCGUGGGGGUGCGGCCUGCCCUCCUGAUGCUGGGCUUCAUGGGGGUCACGGCCUUCCUGUCCAUGUGGAUCAGCAACACGGCCACCACCGCCAUGAUGGUCCCCAUCGCGCUGGCCGUGCUCGAGCAGCUCAACGGGCCCCCCUGCGUCCCGGCCGGCGGCGGUCCUGCCGAGGAGCCCCCGGCGCCCCCCAAGGAGAAGACCGGCAGCAUGCCCUCCCUCUCCCCGCUCGUCAGCGCUGAUCAAGUGUCGUUGCCCGUGGAGAACGGGUGCGGCCAGCUGGAGAUGGAGGAGCUGAGUGGAGAGGAGGAGGAGGAGGAGAGGAGGAGGAUGUGUAAGGGCCUGCUCCUCUGUGUGUGCUACUCCGCCAGCAUCGGAGGCAUCGCCACCCUCACGGGGACCGGACCCAACCUGGUGUUCAUGGGACAGCUCAAACAACUCUUCCCUCAGAGCGGUGACGUGAUAAACUUUGCCUCCUGGUUCGCCUUCGCCUUCCCCACGAUGAUACUGAUGCUAACGCUAGCCUGGUUCUGGCUGCAGUUCGUCUUCAUUGGCUUCAACCUGCGGAAAACGUGGGGCUGCGGUGCCGCGGACACAGAGAAGAGCCGGGCGGCGUACGAGACCAUCCGCGAGGAGCACGGCCGGCUGGGGCCCAUGCGCUACGGCGAGAUGAGCGUGCUGGUGCUCUUCAUCCUGCUGGUGGCGCUGUGGUUCACGCGGGACCCCCGCUUCAUCGACGGCUGGGCCACGCACGCCUUCAACUCCCAGGCCGAGUUUGUGACCGAUGCGACUGCGGCAUUGUUUGUUGCUGUCCUGCUGUUUGUUCUGCCGUCCGAGCCUCCUCACUUCCUGUGCUUCUGGAGGAGGGCUGACCCAGGGUCCAAGACCGUCCAUACUCUGGCCCCGCCCCUGUUGACCUGGGAGGUGACCCAGAAGAAGAUGCCUUGGAACAUCGUUCUGCUCCUCGGAGGUGGCUUCGCCCUGGCUAAAGGCAGCGAGGAGUCGGGUCUGUCCCGUUGGUUAGGCGACCAGAUGAUGCCCCUUCACUCCAUCCCUCCCUGGGCCAUCGUCAUCGUCCUCUGCCUCCUCAUCGCCACCUUCACUGAGUGUGCAAGCAACGUUGCCACGGCGACGCUCUUCCUGCCCAUCCUGGCCUCCAUGUCUCAGUCCAUCGGAGUGAACCCCCUGUACAUCAUGGUGCCGUGCACGCUCAGCGCCUCCUUUGCCUUCAUGCUGCCCGUGGCCACGCCCCCAAACGCCAUCGUCUUCUCAUCCGGCUACCUCAAGGUGUCAGAUAUGGCCAAGACUGGCAUAGUGAUGAACAUCGUGGGGAUCCUCUGCAUCACGUUGGCCAUCAACAGCUGGGGUCGUCUGCUCUUUGACCUGGACACCUUCCCCGCCUGGGCCAACGCCACCACCACGGUCUAAAGGCUUAGUUAUGUUUGUACGUCGACACAACGCAAUGACAAUGCAGUCGCUUCGAUUGCAGUCGUGAACCUGUUUUGGCUCUGCGUCGGGUUUACAUCGGUUUAACCUUAGCGGACCAAUCACAGCCCUCGCUGCUUCGUCGCCUCUACACAAGGUUACAAUUUUUGGGAGGCGCACGUCGGGCCCUUGCGGUGGACGCAAGGAGGGUCCACAAGGAAGUAACGGGUCCGUAACCCCCUUGCCUUGACGUCCAACCGUAGCUCUACCUUAAUGGACAGCACAGCAGGCAUGGUGGACGUAGUGUUUCACCCUUACCCUGGGAUCCACUGGACAACAACCACUCACACGCACACACACACACACACACACACACACACACACACACACACACACACACACACAUACACACAGGAACAACCACUCACAGAGUUAUUGUUGACUAAUGUAAUGAUGGAGGGACGUAUGGUGGGAGGGGCUUGGGGGGGGUGUCCCACUGUGGCUACGCCCCCUCCAGUGUGGUCUGGCUAGGUUGGGUGCCCCCUCCCAUGAGGUAUGUCUUGGUUAGGCCAAACAGACCUCACAUGCAUUAUAUAUAUAUAUUUAUUAACAUAUAUAUAUUAACAUUUAGUCUAGGAUCGAAUCUUAUUUCCGUAAAGUUGAGACUUUGUAUAUCUGUUGAAGGAAGGAUUUUGUCAAAUCUAUUUAUAGAACUUCUCUAUACCCUUAACUAAAAUCAAUGAUAUGCUGUGCAUAGGUGAAUUUUUGUAUCAUCCUGUUUGUACAAAUAACACUAACACUGUUAAUAAAUGAAAAGCCAUGAAAGUUGUGA
Messenger RNA from Gadus morhua (Atlantic cod), 3216 nucleotides. RefSeq names its product solute carrier family 13 member 5. Gene Ontology annotation, cellular component: plasma membrane. Bases 588 to 2387 code for a protein of 599 amino acids. Gene Ontology annotation, molecular function: sodium:dicarboxylate symporter activity; citrate transmembrane transporter activity; succinate transmembrane transporter activity. The transcript is spliced from 12 exons. Gene Ontology annotation, biological process: oxaloacetate transport; fumarate transport; transmembrane transport. Lineage: Eukaryota; Metazoa; Chordata; Actinopteri; Gadiformes; Gadidae. The record is from RefSeq and is a predicted model, not a curated record.